Molecule: messenger RNA, 858 nt
Organism: Penicillium argentinense
Lineage: Eukaryota; Fungi; Ascomycota; Eurotiomycetes; Eurotiales; Aspergillaceae
Product: TauD/TfdA dioxygenase family protein
Exons: 4
Coding region: 1-858 (285 amino acids)
Molecular function (GO): oxidoreductase activity
Source: RefSeq, a predicted model, not a curated record
AUGCCCGGGAUUUCGCAGACAUCCGAGUUCAGUCAUAUCACCCUCACCGAGUUGCACCCCACGCUCGGAGCAGAACUCAGUGGAGUAUACUUCUCCCAGCCAGUUGCAGAGGAUCUUUUUCAAGAGAUCUUGGCUGCGAUCACCAAGUAUGGCGUCUGCGUGUUUCGCAACACAGGCCUCAACUAUGCCCGCCACGUCGCAUUCGCCGCCCAGUUCGGUGAGCUGGACGAUGUGAUGCCCUACCUCGCUGGAGGACGACCUCGCCGACUCUCUCACGUCCGGCUCUUCGACGUGGGCAACAUCGAUCUGGACGGUGGCGUGUUUGCGCUGGGCAAUGUGCGACGCGAGUGGAAGAGGGGCAACAGUCUCUUCCACGUGGACUCGAGCUUCAAUCCGCGUCGCGCCGGGUACUCCUUACUCCGCGCUGCUGAGCUGCCACCCACCGGAAUGGGCGGAGAAACCGAAUUCGCCGACUCGCGGACGGCCGUCAAUGAGUCGACCUCGUACAUGCAGGAUCACCUGCACACAAAUGACUUCAUUGCCGCCCACUCACUGUGGCAUUCGCGCAAGGUCGCUAGUCCCUCCACGUUCGCGGACGUUGACCCGGAGGAUUACCCUAUGAGCCGGCACCGUCUGUUGCAAACGCAUGAGGCAUCUGGUCGAGAGACGUUAUCCGGAAGCCUCCGCGGCGAUGUUCAUCGAUUGUUUUCCAAUGCGACGCAGCCUCGCUAUGCGCUCCGGGUCGGAUGGGAGAAUACCGGCGACCUAAUGCUCUGGGAUAACACUAGCGUCAUGCACCAGGCGGUCGGAGGCACGUUCGAGGGCCAGUAUCGUAGAGACAUGCGGCGUGGAGACUGA